AGAUCCAUUGUCCGGAGACUAUCAGCAACAACCUACUGUGGGAGAGAACAAACCAGAUCCCAGUGGAAGAAGAAAUCUGGAAGUGCUGGAAGUGGAUAGGACAUAGAUUGAGGAAAGCACCGAACAGUGUCAAAAGACAAGCCCUCACUUGGAAUCCUGAAGGUCAAAGGAAAAGAGGAAGAAAAAAGUACACAUUACGUCGAGAAAUGGUAACAGACAUUAGAAGAAUGAACAAUAAUUGGAUGGAACUAGAAAGGAAGGUGCAGGACAGAGUAGUCUAGAGAAUGCUGGCCGGCGGCCUAUACUCCAUUGGGAGUAACAGGCGUAAAUAAUUCAUUCAUUCAUUCAUUGUUUUAUUCAAAGUAAUAAAUUACUUUGUAAAAAUUAGUAGCUUAGAUACAAUGAUGGAUCCAUAUCCAUGUUUUUUACCCUUUCUUCCCUUAUAUAUCGUUCGAAUCCGAUAAAAUCAACCCGCUCAUUUCAACAUUGAGUAACAUACUACUGAUUUCAAUAAAUAUUUGUAUAUAUACAUACUGAAGCCUAUCUAUAUAUGCCGAUCAUGUCUUUAAGACAUGUAUCUCCAAGAAGCAAAGCACCACCACCACCACCAUCUCUACAACAAUCAAACAGUAUCUCAUCUGAAAGAGAUUACAAUUAUCAUACUAAACAUUCAUAUGAUCUAUACAAUACUACUAAUAAUACUACUACUGAUUAUUAUCUGAUUGAUAAACCAUAUAAACAUAACAAAUCUAAAUAUAACAAUGUUUAUCUAUCUCAUAAUAAAUUAUUCGAUAUAUUAAAUAUUACAAAUGAUAGAAGAAAUCAUCCAUUCUUAAAACAGACUACAUCGAAAUUGGAUACUUCUAUAGAUACCUAUUCAGUUCCAUCCAAAUUGCGUUCAAUGCAGAAUUACGGCGCAAGUGUUUCAUCGGUCAAUAAUUGUACUACCAAUACUGCUACUACUACUACUACGACUACUACUACUAAUAAUAGUAAUAAUAUGAGUAAGGAAUUGUUUGAAAAUUCAAAUUUAAAAAAUCGAUAUUCUAAAUCAAUUCAUUGCCAAUCACCUAUUAUACAUGUACGAAAUCAUAUACAUAAUAUUAGUAACCAUAGUAACAAUAAUGAUAAUAAUAAUGGUACUAUUAAUCAUAAUCGAUUAAAUGAUGGAUUUAAUUUCCUUAAACAUGUUCAUAAAUCAAAAAAAUAUUUAAAUAUACGUCAAUAUUCAAUCAAUAAUUCAUAUGAUGAUGUAAUCAAUUUGAAUAAAUUAACUGAUUCGAAUCAUUAUUUAUGUUCGGGAUUACGUUCACAAGAUAAUUUAUCAUUGAAUAAAUAUGUAUUACCAACCUAUAGACAAGAGAAUUCAUUUGUAAAAUACAUCACUUUGGAGAAUCAUAGUAACAGUAAUAGUAAUAGUACUAAUAGUCUUCAACAACAACAUCGUCAUCAGACGUAUCAACGAAAUCAAAAACAAUCAUUGUUAUUACAAAAUUCCGAUUUGAAUACAUCGAAAUCACAAGUAUUAAAUACUACUACUACUACUACUAACAGCACUGAUAGUAAUCAUAAUCCAUUAUUAACUCGGUCUAUUCAUUAUGAAAUUGAUCAAAAUGACAAAUCAAAAUCAAUAAAUAUCACUACGACUACUACUGCUGGUACAAGUACUACUACUACAACUUCGAUUACUACAACGAAUAGUUCAGUUGACAAUCUAUCAGAUCAUUUGAUCUCAUCAACAAAACAUCUAUCCAAAUUAGUUCCACCAUUAGUAGGACUUAAUGAAAUCAAUGUAAAUGAUUCACAAACAUUACAACAUGAUCUAUGUAUAAGUAGUAGUAAUAAUGACAAUGAUAACGAUGAUGAUCAUGAUGAUGAUGAUGAUGAUCUAAGUAAUCCAUGUCAUAGUCAACGUGAUCAAUCUAUCAAUAAUAAUAAUAAUGAUCUAUUAAUCAAUAAUCAUCAUCAUAAUCAUUGGCAAGAUUCAAUACAAUCCACUUGUUGGUUACCAAAAGUUGCUAUGAAUUCAAAUCGUACAAAAUGUGAUGAAAUUUUAUCAACAAAUUGGAAUUUAUUAACAAUGAAAAAUUGGAAAUCUGAUCAAGAAUUAAAACGUAAAAUGGGUUUACUGAAUCCUCAUCAUCAUAAUAAAUUAGGAGGAGGAGGAUUUUGGUUUCGUGAAAAAGCAUUCAAUCACACAAAAUCAUUUAUUCCUGGUAGACGAAGAAUAGAACAACAACAACAACAACAAUCAAAAGGAAUGUCAUUUAGUGCUAUAGUGAAUCAUUGUCCAUUGAUUAAUCAAUAUUUAUCAUCAAAUAAAGCGUUACACUGUCAAUUCGAUACGGGACCAAUGGAACAAACUGAAAUUUUUAGUUUACCUGAAGCCAAGUCUAAAUUUUCACUUGAUAAUUCGCUUCUAAGCUCAAAUCGAAUUUCUUCAAUACACAAUAUUAAUACUACUAAUAAUACUACUAAUACUACUACUACUAAUAAUAAUAAUAAAAAGGUUAAAAAUACCAAAUCUCUCAUACAAUCUAAUAAUGAUUCAAUGGAUGAUUUCAAUAAAACAAUCAAAUGUAAAUUCAAUCAAUUACAAUCAGAUACAAAUGAUACACCCUUAUCAUCAUUAUUAUCUAUUCAAAAUACACAACAUUUUAUAACAAAAUACCCAGAUACUAAAUUAUAUUUAAAUGAAAAAACCCCAGCAACAACAACAACAACAAUAAUGCAUGGGUCAAAUGUGAUUCAACAAUCAAAGGAUAAUCUCUCUUUAAAAAUCAAUCAUCCUAAUGAAUAUACACCAUCAUUAUCAUCAUCAAGACGAUAUCAACAUAGUCAACAAUGCACUCAUCAUAGUGAUUAUGAUAAUGGAAUACAAUUGAAAGAUAUUUCAAAUCGUGAAUUAAUUAUACCAUUGCAUACUACUACUACUAAUACUAAUACUACUAAUACUACUACUACUACUACUACUAAUACUACUACUACUACUAAUAAUAAUAAUAAUAGUAAUGGUAAUCAAUUAUGUACCGAUGAUGUAAUAAGGGAUAAAUUCAAAGAAAAAUCAAUAUUAAUUGAAUCACAAAAAUUAAAUAAUAAUCAACAACAAAAUGAUAAUGAAUUAAUAAAAUUUAAUGGAAAAAUUAAUAUACCAAUGACACCACAUACUGCAUUAAAUAUAUAUGGCAAGAAAUUAACAUCAUAUGAAAAGGAGGAAAUAUUGAACUUUAACAAAAUCUGGUAUCUUGGUUUAUCUGCACAAAAAAUCGAUGCCAUUCAAGGAUCUCCAAGUAAUCAUGGUUAUGAUGAUGAAACUGGUGGUUAUUUAAAAAUAACCCAUGAUCAUAUCGCUUAUAGAUUUCAAACAUUGGAAACUUUGGGUAAAGGUUCAUUUGGUCGAGUGAUACGAGCUAUUGAUCAUAAAUCAGGAUUUCCAGUUGCAAUAAAAAUUAUUCGAAAUAAAAAGAGAUUUCAUCAGCAAGCUCAAGUGGAAGUAGACAUUUUAGAGAAUUUAAAAAAAGCUGAUCAUAAAAAUAUUCAUAAUAUUAUACAUAUUAGAGAUCAUUUUACAUUUCGAAAUCAUUUGUGCAUUGUUUUCGACUUAUUAGGUUCAAAUUUAUAUGAUCUUUUAAGAAAAAAUGAUUUUCGUGGUUUCACAAUUCAUUCAUUGAAAAAAAUCACAAUUAAAUUACUCAAUUGUUUGUGUUUAUUAAGAAAACAAGGUAUUAUACAUUGUGAUUUGAAACCAGAAAAUAUUCUUAUUGGUUUAAAUAAUCCAUCAGAAUUAAAAGUUAUUGAUUUUGGUUCAAGUUGUUUUGUAAAUCAAAAAACCUAUACGUAUAUUCAAUCACGUUUUUAUAGAGCACCAGAAAUUAUAUUAGGUAUAUCUUAUGGUCCACCAAUUGAUAUGUGGAGUUUAGGUUGUAUUCUACCUGAAUUAUAUACAGGUCGUCCAUUAUUUCCUGGAGAAAAUGAAAAUGAACAAUUGGCUUGUAUUAUGGAAGUACUUGGUUUACCAUCUGAAUUACAACUUGAAAAAGCCAGUAGACGAAGAGUAUUUUUCGGCAAGACAAUUUCAUUAAUUUUUCAAUGUUUACAGUUGUGUUUUUGUCUUAAUCCUUUAUUUCAGUUAUACACAUAGAUACUUCCUCAGUAUCAUUGAGAAUUGGUUCACAAUUGAUAUUUAUUGAACAACUGGCAGUCGGCUUAGUGGUCUAAAUGUUAAGCGUUCGCGCGCGAGACUGAAGGCCUUGGGUUAGAAACCCAUUAGCGGGAUCAUGGAUACGCACUGCAGAGUAAUCCAAUCAAUAGGAUGAAACGGGCGUCUAGUGCUUUCAGGUUUUCAAUGGUGGUCCAACAUCAAUCGGUUAAUGAUCUCAAUCAAUCAUCUCUACAACCCCAUACUAAUCAUGAUGUAAUCUUAAGUGUAUUACUGAAAAUACAUAUAUCUUAAACUGGUAUAUUCUAUCGUUUACAUACUUUAACUGUGAUGGUGGAGAAGAUUUGUAGCUUAAGUGAAUGAUUUUGAUCGAGUUUUGUUCUCUGAGCUGGAUGGUUUAUUCUGAUGAUGUCGUUCAGAAUAACUAUGAAAGCUCCAUGACUAAACCAUUCAGCUCAGAGAACAAAACUUCAUCAAAACACUUUAAUUGUGUAGAAUCGUGUUUUCUUUAUAGAAAUAUCUCAAACUUCAGUUACUCAUCGAAAAACGCUGACCUUGUUUACAAUCUCUGAUAAUGUUUAUAGUACUGUAGUAAACAAAGAAUUUAAGUGGGAAUAGAGAACUUUUUCUUUAACGUAAAAUUGAAGAGCAUCUUCUUAGAAUAUGGAAACCAUACAUUGAGUAGAUCAUUUGCACAUCUUCCAUCAGUUGCCUCUUAUAAGCUUCAUCGUUAUUUCAAUACCAAUACUCUUUGUUUAUAGUUCUGUUGUCUUCGAUUCAAUCUUCUCAUUCUUCUAAUACCAGGCAUUCUACUUCUAAUUGGUGUUACGUUCUACUUAUAUCUGUCAAUAUAAGUAGCAUACUCCGUAGUACUACAUCAUGGAAGAUUUUUUGAUAGUGUCUCAUAGUGUUACUUAUUGAAGUGGAGAAUGGAGACAUAAGGCUUGAUCUUGAAGAUACAUUCAAACUAAAGAUGGCAUUAAGCCAUGAACUUUUAUCAAAUAAAUAUAACGUUUUAUUGCUGAAUUAACAUCCAAUAAUCUACAUUUGCAAACUCAGUAUUUGAAACUCGAUUUGGUGUAAGGUAAAUGAUUUGCAUAUUGUUGAUUAGUCGGCUCCUAAAUGCCCUUGUACGGCCGAGAGUAGGGAAAGUCAACUGUCCCUCUCAAAAUGCUCUUACAUGGCCACGCGUAUACAGCCAUUGUCAGCGAAGUCCUGCUCACUGCCUUCUCGCGGCAUUACUGUUGUUUACAUAAUUGAGAGGACAAAAACUGGGUUGGAGGACACGAACAGUCCACCUAUGGGAGUUGGAAAACUGUGAUCCUAUAUCAAUGGUGCACUUGGGCUCCAGUAUUCUGAAGGAACAAAUGGUGUAUGAACCAAUCGUCGAUCACCGUCUAGCAUGGGACUGUAUCUCCAAACGUUGCUCCACUAACUUAUGGAUCAGAGCUUUAGGUCGAAGGCUCCAGGUGUGGCCCUCUAAGAAAACCACCUGCUUCGGUUUGGAAACCCGGAUAGUAAUCCAGCCCUCAAACAAGUCGAAUGACGAAUUGUGGCGCGUAUCUAUUUGGUGCUUCGUUGUAUCAAUGUUUAUGUGUUUAAAUAAAUAGAAUAAAAAUGUCGAUUGUACAACUAAGAGUCAUUGUCUAAGUGACAUUUCAAUUCAGUUUAACCUUCCUUUCACCUUAAGAUCUUAUUUCAACUAAUUCGGUUAUGAUUAAGAUCAUGAAUCGAUUGAUGCUAAACUAUCAUUGAAAACUUGGAAGCAUUAGAUGACCGUUUCGUCUUGGUAGUAAAGGACUUCUUAGCAAUGAAUAUUCAUGAUCCUGCUCACGGGAAUCGAACCCAGAGCCUUCGAUGUUACACACGAACGCUUAACGUUUAUACGGUUGAUUCGGCAUCUAACAGUGAUAAUGUCAUCGAGACUCCUAAGAAUUAUCAUUCACAUUCUCAAAGUAAAAAACCAAAAAUCGUUGUUUCUUUUCUAUUUCAGAUUCAAAACGUACACCAAGAUAUUUAACCAAUAGUCGAGGACGUAAACGUAUACCAGGCACAGAAACAAUAGAAAAUCUAGUCAAAACGGUUGAUUUAAAAUUUAUCAAUUUAUUAAAUCAAUGUUUAACAUGGGAUCCAGAUGAAAGAAUUACACCAAAUGAAGCUUUAAAUCAUGAAUGGAUUAUACGUGAAACUGAACAAUCUAAACAAAAUGUUACAUUUCAAACAUUGGAACAAACUAAUUCAGAAAAUAAACAGAAAGAUACAAUUGCUUAAAUCACUAUAUCUAUCACUAUUGAUAUUGAUAUAAAUAUGUAGUACAAAUAUACGUUAACCUUGACAACAACUAACCAAUCAAUGAAUUAAUCAUUAAGAAGAGAUUCAAUCUGUGAAUAAUACACUUUAUACAUAAAUUUUUUCAAUCAUAUUUUAUAUUGGUAUCAUUUGAAGAAGGUAUAUUUUAUUUUAGCUUUCCGAAGAAAUUUCAAGAUACAUAACUUCAGUUUACAAACUAUAUCAAUCUUUCUCCUCAAUUUAAUAUCCAUCUCACAUUAUCACUAUAUUCUUUGUUAUAAGAUAAUCUGUAGUGUGUCUAACAAACAGCUUUCAAUUUAUAGUUAAGUUGUAAAUUGUAGUGUCGUCUACUGUGUCAAGACCACAUAGCUUAUUCCGGUUUCCGGAUAAACCAGUUUAUUCAUUCUUCUUGAGUUAUAUUUUGACCUUGUCAAUUAUUCGCUUAUCAACUUUGACUGUAUGCAUAUAAGCCUAGGUAUAUGCACUUUUCAUUCUAUUCAUCACAUGUCUGUAACUUAUUUUUAUUGAUUAAUGCUUGAUGAAAUGGAGUUGGCUCACACCAUCUUCACCGCACGUCAUUUCGUUUCGUUCUCUUCUCUUCGUUCCCCUUUUUCUUCAAUUUCUUCGCUUCGUCCUUCUGAUUGUCUGUCCAGAUCAUUGAGUGUACAAAGUAUAUGUAUUCAAGCAUCCAUUCUCUUAUUUGAUUUAUUUAAUUCCGUUAUUCACUAACGCGAGUUAAGUCAUGAGUAUUGGUGACGUGCAUAUUGCAAUAGCAAUCAGAUCCAACCUAAUUAGAGUCAGAAUAAUAGCCAUUAAAAAGUAAAUAUUGCUCGCAUCUGCUGGGAUCACUGGGUAAGUAAUAGUGAGGUUAGACGCAGAGUAUUAGGGAAUGUCGGUAAAUCAGUUGAUGAGGUUGUAAAUCUUCAUCGAAUGAGAUAGUUGGGCCACGUGUUGUGUAUACCUGAGAACGGAUUACCAAGGCGCUCAAUGAUGAUUUGUGUUGGAGGAUGGUUGGAAGAAUGUUAGGGGUGGCCAAACCAAAACGUGGCCUCAGUACUUGAGGCUAUUGACUUCCGGUAUGAGCCAUGUUGGUAGAUGCGAACUACUUGGUUGGGGUCCACGUGAUUAUUGUAACCAAUGGUUGGAGACUGUGUGUGAUAUGACUCAGAAUCGAUCACAAUGGCGUAGGUAUAUACACUCUUCCUUUCUUUCUACGAACUAAUUCUUUUGUCCUUUACUAUGUCCUUACACACAAUCUUGUUGUGCUGAUGGGGUAUGGCAACUUGGACCGAUGAGCAUAUGUGCCUGGUCCUACGUUGUAGCUGACUGACUGACUGACUGACCAUUAAAAAUUCUAUGUAUUAAGCAAAUGCAUAUGAAUAAAAAUCUUUCAUCCGAUCAUUCCAUUCUGAUUUCCUUUCUCUUUUUCUUCUUAUUCUCCCUAACUUAGGUACUUUUCAACUAUUUUGUUCAAUCAAUUACUCUUUCUAUUUAAUACAAGCAAUAUGUAAUCAAUCCACAGAACUGUUAAUAUAGCUACAUGAUGAAGGGUGAUGCUAUCAAUGUCAAGAAAAUUCUAAUUCUAAUUCAACUAUGUAUUAUUUGAUAUUAUAAAGUAUGUUAUUUGACUUAUUAUUUUCUGGUUAGCGCUUUCUUCAGCGGGUUAGUUUACUACGGGAUAGGGUUGCUAACCUCAUGCCUAACCGUCCUCGUUUAUCCGGGCUUGGGAUAGACAAUAGCUCCAGAGGGACUCCAGGUGUAGUUAUAAAUUAUGUUAUAUAAAUGUAAUCUUGUAAUACUGAAAAAGUGAAGAACUGGUGAUAUCAGUUAUCCUAUCUGCUACAUACAAUUAGCUGAAGAGUUUAGGAUUCGAAUCAUUGAGUUCAACGGUUCGAACUUCCUUCUAUUUUUUUUUGCUGGUGAACAGCUUAUAGAGAUAUUUGACUUUAAUAAGUAGUAUAUUGUUUUCUUUAAAAUCAUGAACUGAUCUGAGUUAGACUUCCACUUAAAACCUAGAAAUACUGGGAGGUUGUUUCGUCAUACUAUUGAACUCUCAAGGAAAGCUCGUCUACGACCACACAACUAUAGAUUGAGCCCAGGGCUUAUGGUUCCGUGUAAGAACACUCAAGCUCAAGACCAUUGAGCCAGGAACUAUGCCACCUAAGUGGCAUAGAAGUUCAAACACAGAACAUCAUAUCCUGUGUUUGAUCCACGUGUGGGGCUGUGAAUGUGCAACACUUGAUUAUUCACUAGUACGACGAAAUGGUCAUCCAGUACUCCCAGGUUUUCAGCUGAAGACUAACAUUGAUCGGUUCAUGAUUUCAUAGAAAUUCAAUAAUAAUAAGAUCCCAUUGGUUAUGAUUAAGUUAUAGGUUUUUUUAUAGACUGCUGACUCAACCAGUAGGAUAAAACUGGACACACAUCUGUAUUGAAUUAGAUAACAGGUAUAUUCAAUCAAUAGUAAUUGUAAUGAGUUAGGAUUUUCAGGUUUUGACAAGGAAAUUUUCCGCCGUUAAAUGAAUGAAACGAAUACUGAUCGAUAGAUGAAAUUUAGUCAUAGGAUUUGGCCGGGCGAUGAUUCUUAAAGAGAACGAAUUACUAACGGGAUUCCUCUGUCUCCAUAAUUGAACUGUUAUCAAUAGCCAGCUAACCGACAGACUAGGUUGUUUUUACGUAACAGAUUAACAUUUUGCAUAAAAAUAUUGAUAGGAAAAUAAACAUGAUUUAAUGUUACUGGGGAGGGGAGGAAAUGGGAGGGAGUGGAUUUUUUAUAGGUCACUUGUAAUCUUCAACCAAUUAAGAGUAUCAGAAGGGGUUUUGUGGAGAUUUUAGAAAUUUUACUGGUUGAAAUCGUGAGUCAGUUGAAGCUAGGCCACCAUGGGAAACCUGGAAGCACUGGACGGCCGUUUCGUCCUAGUGUGGGACUCCUCAGCAGUGCGCAUCCAAGACCACGCCCCCGCGAGAUUCGAGCCCAGUACCUAUCCGUCUCGCGCCAGGCGCUUAACCAACUAGACCACUGACCCGGCAGUGAGUUGAUAUCUCACAACAGACUUGGUUUAACUCCAGUGUUUACAAGUUUUCCAUGGUGGUCUAGCUUCAAUUGACUCAUGAUUUCAACCGAUUAAGAGUAUGCCAAUAACAUCAGAUACUAAAACAAAGUUUAGAGUAUGAAUUCAUCAUAAACACAAUUUGUUCAACUAGAAACGUGAUUAACAAACAUAUAAGCUACUUGAUCCAAUGUAUCGAUACUACUUAUAAAUAGUUCUUGGUUAGACUCUGUUAUGAUCGUUAUUAUUGUCAGUAGUAUUAGUAGUAGUGUGGUGUAUGCUAUUUAUGACGACAUACAUACGUAGUAUACAGCAUCAAUCAGAAGUAGAAUGCCUGGCAGUAGAAGGUUGAGAAGAUCGAAUAGAAGAGAACGGGAAUGUAAACAGAGAGUAUUAUUAUAAUAGCAAUGAAGGAACUAUGAAUGGUGGAUUUACAAAUGAAGUAUUUGAUGUAUGGUUUUCACAUUUAAUGAAAAACUUGGUAAUUUUGUAUUCAACAACGAAUUGGUUCUCCCCACCUGAGUGUUUGUUGACUACAGUAGUCAUAAUAUUGGGUGCUUAUGAUCAUUGAUCCUAAUCUCUGGUUACAUAGUAACUAAUGCAAAUGAAUCACCUAGUGAAUAAUAUUUUAACGUACACAGUGAUAAGUAUUGAUUUUAAGCUUCAUUUUGAAGUUUAAAUUAGAAGUGGAAAUGUAUCCUUGAUUCUAGUUUGACCUACAAAGAAUCUGUGACGUUCAAUAAUUUGAAGUUACCGUCAUUUGAUUAAAGUUUUAUUUCAGUUUAUGCUUUGUAUCAAACGCUAUUUUCAAUAAUAAGGGAACUGAAUCAAUAUUACCCAAUGUCAAAGUCAGUCUUGUAAUGAAUCGUAGAUUCUCAUUGAUUAGGAGUCCCACAAUAGGCCGAAAAGGUCAUCCAGUUCUUCCAGACUUUGAAUGGUGGUCUAACAUCAAUCGGUUAAUGAUCUCAAUCAAAAACUAAGUCAUCAUCUCUAAAACCCCAUUCUGAUUGUAAUGAAAAUGUUCUAUACUGACGAUUAUGACCUUGUUAGAUUUUAUCUAGUUGUCAAUCAAUUAGAAUUCAUGUGGGAUGAACAAGUGAUUUACAAGAAGCAACCCAAAAUAUAAGAAAAUAUGUAUGCCUGGGAAGGAGGAUCGCAUGCAGACGUAAAGGCGAGGAUUAGCAGAGCAUUCUUUCAAUUGAAGAACAUAUGGAACUCACAAAAGCUGUCUGUGAACCAAUAAUAAUAUGAACGUCAAGACAAUGCUAUUGUACGAAGCUGAAACUUGGAGAACUACCACAACCAUCAUCAAGAAGGUUCAAGUAUUUAUAAAUAGUUGUCUACGCAAGAUACUCAACAUCCAUUGGCCGGAUAUCAUUAGCAACAGCCUACUGUGAGAGAGAACAAACCAUGUUCCAACUGAAAAGGAAAUUAGGAUAAGACGUUGGAAAUGGAUAAGACAUACAUUAUGGAAAUGACCAAACUGCACCACGAGACAAGCCCUGACUUGGAAUCCUGAAGGAAGGCGGAAAAGAGGAAGGCCAAAGAACACAUUACGUUGGGAAUCGGAAGUAGACAUGAAAAGCAUGAAAAGCAAUUGGAAAGAAGGAUUUCUCAGGCCAGGGUUGGACCUAUGGUCGACCUAUGCUCCUCUAUGAGGAGUAUUGUAUUUCACAAACAUCCAAAUAAAAUGACUGUUGAAGCAGUUCGAUUAAAAUCAAUCAACAUGGAUACAAUGACAAGAGUAUUGAUUUUAAAUCUUGUUGUCAACUUGGAAUAUUCUAUUUAACUAUAUUUAAUACUCUACUGAACCCCUUUCUAUUGUAUAUAUCAGGAUGAUACUACAUAUAUCUUCAUCUAAGUAUAUAUCUGUACUGACGACUUCGGGCUAAACUGUAUCACCUCAUACUAGAUGACUUCGUGAAUCAAAGUCUAAGUUUCAUCUUUUUUUUCGUACUUGAGAUCUAUUAAUUGAAAGAGGAAUGAUUUUUCAUUAUGAGAUUAGAACGUACAUUGAUCGAUAAAACUAAAUAAGCGCUAAACAGAUUCAACAAACAAACAAACAAACAUAACCAUCAAUCACUUCGAUUCACAAUUGUAAUUAUCACUUGUUCUAUGUUCAUUCUGUUUAUUGAUUCACUGGUUCCAGUCAAUAUCUUUAACUAUCUAACAAAUCAAUAUCAUGUAUCGAAUGACAAGUCGUUAUGACAAGACUAAUGAGAAUACUGAUUGCAAAUUGAUCAAUAGAAUUUGAUGGUAACUAAGGGAUAAAUAAAACUCAUGAUCUUAACCAUUGAAAUUACUAUAUUAUUCACAAAAACCUCUUCUGAUACUAAUCAACAUAUGCUCACUAGUGACUGUCUUCAAGAGGUAUAUCCGUUGCAUGCCCGCUCAGUGAUCUAGUGGUUCAGUGUUCGCGUGUGAGACCGACAGGUCCCGGGUUCGAAUCUCGCGGGGUGAGGAAUCGUGGGUGCGCACUGCUGAGGAGUCACACGAUAGGACGAAACAGCUGUCUAGUUCUUCCAGGUUUUCCAUGGUGGUCUAGCUUCAAAUGACCCAUUGUAAAUAAAUAUGACACAAAUUACUCACUCAAAAUUUAAUUUGAAUAAUAACGUCAUAAUCUGUUAAAGUGGACUGGAAAAAGUUCGAGUCCGACAAUCACAAGUAAGUUUUUUGUUGUUAGGGAUGCAGAGGAAUAUACCAAUAAUGAUCAUGUUAAGUCUAACGGUGACCUUAGACUUUAAAUGCACACUCCUUAUUGGUCGAUAUUUAUUUCACUCGUUAAAUAUUGUGUAAAUGUUGUUUUCUAUUUUAUGGUACGAUGUGGUUUGUUUGUUUGGUAUAUAAAUAGAGUAUGUUUGAAAUAUAACGAUUCAUAACUCAGAGGCUGAGACUUGUGUUCUGGACUCAACUGGCUGGGUUAGGUAGGGAAGCGGAACCAAUCGGGACUCUAGGUCGUUCAUUACGUGUUUACGUGUCACUGAAUCGAUCGAUAAAACGCUGCUAUCAAAACCUGCAGUCACAACACGUUACAACAUUUGUAGAGGUGAGUAUUGAUUAGCUCAAAAUCUAUAUCCAAUGAGGAUUGUCUUUAGAAUCAUUCCAACCACUUAACAUAUAUAUAUAUACAAUAUCUAAUGAGAAAACGAUUAGAUACUAAUGACGAACGAUAAGGAUACUUGUCAACAACUGAGACAUAGAAAAUAGUUUUC
Messenger RNA from Schistosoma haematobium, 12707 nucleotides. RefSeq names its product Dual specificity tyrosine-phosphorylation-regulated kinase (gene DYRK4). The record is from RefSeq and is a predicted model, not a curated record. Gene Ontology annotation, biological process: peptidyl-threonine phosphorylation; peptidyl-serine phosphorylation. Lineage: Eukaryota; Metazoa; Platyhelminthes; Trematoda; Strigeidida; Schistosomatidae. Gene Ontology annotation, cellular component: nucleus. The transcript has 14 exons. Bases 551 to 4141 code for a protein of 1196 amino acids. Gene Ontology annotation, molecular function: protein serine/threonine kinase activity; protein serine/threonine/tyrosine kinase activity; ATP binding.